Eucalyptus grandis is the source of this 731-nucleotide messenger RNA. RefSeq names its product auxin-responsive protein SAUR71. The record is from RefSeq and is a predicted model, not a curated record. Lineage: Eukaryota; Viridiplantae; Streptophyta; Magnoliopsida; Myrtales; Myrtaceae. Bases 80 to 490 code for a protein of 136 amino acids. Gene Ontology annotation, biological process: response to auxin. The transcript has a single exon.
CCCCAUCCUCCCUCACUCUCUCUCUCUCUCUAGCUCUUUCUCUCUCUAAGUGGUGGUGUGGUGUGUGGUACGGAAGAAGAUGAAGAGGCUCAUCCGACGGCUGUCCCGAGUGGCGGACUCCUCCCAGUACAGCCUCCUCCGCUCGGAGUCCAAGGCGGCGAGGCGGCCGCGCAAGGCCGAGUCCUUCAGGGUGGCCGCGGCCUCGGCCACCAAGAUGCGGCGGUCGGGGGCGGCGGUGCCGGAGGGGCACGUGCCGGUGUACGUGGGGGAGGAGAUGGAGAGGUUCGUGGUGUGCGCGGAGAUGCUGAACCACCCGGUCUUCAUAGGGCUGCUCAACAGAUCGGCGCAGGAGUACGGGUACGAGCAGCAGGGGGCCCUCCGCAUCCCCUGCCACGUCGUCGUCUUCGAGCGCCUCCUCGAGUGCCUCCGCCUCGGCCACGACUCCCAGGAUCUGAUCAGCGCUCUCUCCCUCGACGACUCUUGCUUCUAGCCCUUUGCUUUUCCCCCAUUCCCUUUUCUUCUUUUUUUGGCUGAGGUUGUGGAGGAUAGAUCGAUGUAGGACAGAGGAGAGAUCUCGUCACGGAUGUGCAGAUCUCGUUUUUCCUUUCUUUUGUUUCUCUCUUUUUUGGGCUUGUCCUGUGUACAGAAGCCAGGACUGUUGAAGGCAAAUCAAUCUAGAAGUAGUAGACUGAUGAAGGAACAUUUGGAAACUCCCCUUUCGCUCGAUUUCA